Medicago truncatula (barrel medic) is the source of this 1304-nucleotide messenger RNA. RefSeq lists its product as uncharacterized. The coding region runs from base 141 to 1085 and encodes 314 amino acids. NCBI's taxonomy places the organism in Eukaryota, Viridiplantae, Streptophyta, Magnoliopsida, Fabales, Fabaceae. The transcript has a single exon. The record is from RefSeq and is a predicted model, not a curated record.
UCUAUUAUUUUAAUAGUUUCCCUUUUCCCAUAAAUCACUAUCACUCCCUCACCAAUUUUUCUCUCCUUCCACUUUUCCAAUCUCAUAUCUCUCUCUCAAGCUUCAACCCUUUUUUUCUCUCUAUUUCCAAAACCUCAAACAUGCAAGUUCCAUUAAUUGAUAGACUCAACGAUUUCCAAGCAGGUUUCAAUUCAUUACAACAAAACCCAUCUUUCCCUUCACAAAUCACAGCCACUUCCUUCAAUGGAAUCCAAUCCGUUUCCAUUGCUUUCAAUUUCUGCAAAUGGGGUGCUGUUAUUCUUGCCUUAGUCGCAACUUUCACCAGCCUCAUCAACAAAGUCACCAUUUUCAUCAUCCACCUUCGUAAAAAAGCUUCUUCCCUUCCAUCAAUCACCUUCGACAACGACGAUGAUUUCAGCUCCGAUGAUGAAGAUAACGAAAACGAUGACAUUGUUAGCUUAUCUUCGUCAUCGGAAUUUGAAGACGAUGAACCAUCUAUGUCAUCUUCAUCAAGCUUCAAAGAUUUCUUUCGCCUUACAGGAAACAGUAACGAUUACGAUGUGAACAACGUAUUCCAAACUCAAAACAGUGGGCAUAGACGACAACAUAGUAUUGGUGAUUUUUUUUCUCUUUUAGAAUUAGCCAAUGGUGAUAACGUUGUUAAGCUUUGGGACAGUAUAGGAUUUGGUUUAGGUUUAGAUUUCGAUGAAUACGAGGAUGGUGUUAUUUCUUCUACCAACCCACAUGCGCCUUUAACUUCUGCGGCUGCAUCACCAGAUGUGAUUGUUUCCGCAGGAGAAGGCGCACAUGGUAAUCUUGCAGUCGAGAUAUGGGACACUCGUCUCCGACGACGGAAGCCGUCGGUCGUAGCCGAGUGGGGACCCACGGUGGGGAACACGCUGCGCGUGGAAUCUGGCGGCGUUCAGAAAGUUUAUGUCAGAGAUAACGGACGUCAGCGUUUGACGGUUGGUGAUAUGAGAAAAGUCAGUUUUCCGUUAGGAAAUGUAACGGAAUCUGACGCGGAUAAUACUUGGUGGGAUGCUGAUGCUGUUAUUGUUACAGAUGAAUCUUACGGAAAACAUUAAUCGAUGUUGUACGCAACUUUGUAACAUUGCAAUUAUUGGAAUUUAAUUUAAUUUCGGUUGGUGCUAAGAAAAUUAAUUUAAUAUAGGAAAAUAAAGCAUCGCCGUAUUUGGAAAAUUGUUGUAUUCGGUCUAAAGUUGAUUGAUAGCUGUAAAUGAAUAAAUUAGUUAGUUGAAUUUGUACAUUUUCUCAAACGUGUGGCUAAAAUUAAACGAUCUUGU